Messenger RNA from Cyclopterus lumpus (lumpfish), 4218 nucleotides. RefSeq names its product interferon-induced, double-stranded RNA-activated protein kinase-like. Lineage: Eukaryota; Metazoa; Chordata; Actinopteri; Perciformes; Cyclopteridae. Gene Ontology annotation, molecular function: ATP binding; protein kinase activity. The transcript has 14 exons. Gene Ontology annotation, biological process: protein phosphorylation. Bases 251 to 1753 code for a protein of 500 amino acids. The record is from RefSeq and is a predicted model, not a curated record.
UCAUUUAUUUUGUUCAUGUCUUUCAUUUUGGAUUGUUCAGACGAAGUCAAUUCACGUCACGAAACACGAAUGACGUUAUGAAGAAAUCGAAACUCACGGGAAUCUGAAGACUAGUUUAAAAUCCGAAGCGCUGCACGGAUAUACAUCCAAAACCACGACACUAAUGAAUGAGAGAGAAGUAUCGUGAGCUUUGGGCUUUGUUCUCAAAGUGUCGCGUGUUGAGCCCAUAUUCCGGCUACUUUAUUUAUUUAUGAUGGAAACUAGAAACUAUGUGUAUGAACUAUACGAGUACGCACAGAAAACCCGCUCUGAGCUGCAGUAUGAGGGGUUUGAGGCGGGCCCUGACCAUGAUAAAACAUUCACCCAGUGGGUCAUCUUAAAUGGGAAAGUCCAUCCCUAUGGUAAGGGCAAGAGCAAGAAGGAAGCCAAGAAUAAUUCAGCGAAACAUGUUCUGGAAAGCUUGUUGGAGAACAAACAUCAGGACACCGCUGCAGAUGAGAAAUACAACUGCACAUCAGGUCAACAAAAAGAGGCGAUAAAUCAAAAUGUGUCUGAUAUCUGUGAUAAGAUAAGACGCCUCAGUGGGAACUCACAGCUUUACAAAGACAACCAGAGACAAAGAGAGGUCAAUUUUAUUGGAAUUGUUGACCACUACUGUCAGAAAACAAAGCGCUGCCAUUCAUACAUUGAAGAGAGGAGAUGCGGUCCGGCUCAUAAUCCUCAAUUUUUCUACAAAUUAAUGAUAGACAAAAAUGACUACCCCGAGGGUGAGGGUAAGACUGUCAAGGAGGCCAAACAAAAUGCAGCUCGGCUGGCCUGGUCUGCUCUCCAAGAACAGUCAGACUGGGACAGCAAGGUGUCUGUCAAAUCAACAAUGUCAGAAGAUGGUGCUUCACCUAUGUUGUCUGCCCGAUUAACUACGCAAGAGACACAUGAAGGAUCAUCACAAAGCACACCAGUGGACUCAGGAGGCUCCAUAAUAUCCACUGAUUCAUCAAACCCUUCCAAGGCUCAGAUUCCCUUAAGGUCAACUGCUUCUGGAGAUGAUGCCUCAACCAGCUCGUCAACACCAACUUCACUGGAAUCUCUUGCAUCGUCACAAAGCAAGUCAACGGGUACAAGUGGCUCAGCAAUAUUCACAGAUUCAUCAAACUCUUCCAGGGAUCAGGAUGCUGUUAAAGAACAGAAUAUGGGAAAAAGUCAGAAUGAACCAUCCAUCCCUUCGAGGUUUACUUCAGACUUUGAUUCCAUGGAGUAUCUUGGCAGUGGAGCCUUUGGUCACGUUUACAAAGCAAGACAUACAUUGCUGGAGAGGUAUUAUGCUGUAAAGGUUGUCUGCCGGGAAGAGAAAUCUCUUCGGGAAGUGGGGACAUUAUCAGAACUCCUCCAUUGUAAUAUCGUCAGAUACUACACAUUUUGGAUGGAGGAUUCAGGGUACCAGGGGAAUUCUGAAUUAACUGAGUGUUCAGCUGUUUUCAGCUCUUCACAGACUUCAAAUAAUUCAUCGGCCAAGUACCUCUAUAUUCAGAUGGAGUUAUGUGACACAAAGACACUAAAAGAGUGGAUUGAAGAGAAAAACACCCAGUCUCUGCAAGACUCCAAGAGAAGAGAAGAAGGCCUAAGCAUUGCUCAGCAAAUAGUCAGUGGAGUCGAAUAUAUUCACUCCAAGAAGCACAUCCACAGGGACCUUAAGGUGUUUAAGUAUCUGAUACGUCGUCCAGUUUACCCUGUCGAGGCCCAGCCAGCAACCUGAGACACAUCCUGGUGCAAACCAGUAGUGAAGCUGGUCAGAUGGCAGAUACCAUAGAACCAGUAUAUUGUUCUGGUAUUCACUUGUACAGAGUACCAGCACCCCAUACUACACUCCAUACUACACUUUUGCCCCUCAUCACUAUUUAGCAAUGAACACAUUCAUAUUCCAUGUAUUAGGCUAGAUCUUGCCAACAAGCCCCAAGUUGGUAGAAUUGUGCUGCUGCUGGCCUGCUGUUUGAAGUCUAGUUUACAGUUCAGAACAUUAUUAGAAAAAUAAAAAAAUAAAUGUACGCUUUUACUCAUCCCCGUGGGGAAAUUCUUCUCUGCGUUUGACCCAUCCUUAGUUAUUGAGGAGCAGUGAGCUGCAGUGAAGCGCCCAGGACUUUUUUGCUUGUGAACAACAUUAUUUAUUUGAUAAUUGUGUGCCAUUACAGCACAAAACUGAUGUUGAGACAGGUGGUUUUCAUUGACAAUAUCUUCCCUUCAGGCAGGAAGUAGAAGUCAACUCACUCAGAUAUACAAAACCCAGAUAUUAAUUAGGUCCUGGAGAACAUCAUUGACCAAUGCCUGGAAAACUGCACGGUCAUUGGUUAGGCUGAUUGGCAUGACAAAGUACUUGAAGUGUUGACUAGGGAUGUUAAAAACUGUCUUACACUUGUCAUCUUCCAUAAUCCAUAACAGAUGAUAUGCAUAUCCAUGAUCUAGUUAGGAAAAGACGAUGGCCCCAUGCAAGAGUUCAAAGGCUGUAAAGAUGAGUGUGAGGUGCUCCAGAUCUUCACCAGGGCUGGGCCUAGGUGAAGGGCCUAUGUUCUUGCUCUCCUUCUCUACGACAAAAAAUGUCAGAAAAAAGAUGAGGAGGAUCCAGUGAGUUCUGGGAACUCUGGAGGGAACGAGAAAAAAGCAGAAUAACAGGUUGACCUGGAACAGGUCACAGAACAGCUGUAGGUGACAUUGGAGGGAGGUGACAUUAUCCAAGAACCUGACUUGAAUUAGUAUGUGGCACCAAGCAAAACAACAGAAUAUUAUGCUGGCUGUAGUUGUGAUGUUAUUUUUCUGCCUUGUAAAUGUUUGUGUACAUACAUUCAUUGUGUAUAAUAUCUAUUAAUUAUUUGUCGACUUAUGUUAAAGUCUUUUAAUUUUUUACGGUCAGUAUUCAACAAUUCCCCAACAGAAUAAUAUUCUUGGUUGACAAGUUUGGGGCAGAAGUGUAGACCACGUCAUGUAAAUUAAAUGUUUAAAAAAGUGAUGCAAGAAAUUAGCCCUGGCUGGGAUUCAAACCUAUUUUACUAGAUUUAAUACGUUAACGUUUAAUAAGUUAUAGUAUAAAACGUGUAAUUUCCUUUUGCCAAUAGAUUUUGCUAUAACAAAUUUGAACGUUUCUUCAUGUAAAUGUGCUCAGGCCUCAACCAGCAUCAUGAUUAUUUUGGGGCGGAUUGGAUCAUGUACAUUUGAGUUACAGCAACUUUCUAUAACAUAACAAAGUGCAUAUUGGGGUCCACGACACGUCAAGGUUUUUCUGUAUAGAACUCACCAUUUUGAUAACUAUUCAUCUUUAAGCUAUUUAGAUUAUUCUUAAAUAAAAUUGAAGUCGAUCGGAUACAUUUUGUGGGAGCAGUGUGUAAAAGUACAAAUGCUCAAAACAGCCAAAAAUGACAAAAACGCACAAAUCGGGCGAAUUACUGUAGCGCCCCCUAGUGUUGAAAUCGCACGAGAUGUUUUGUGCAUGUUACAGGAUGCAAUGUGCACAUAUGCUGAACAUUUCAAGUGAUUAUGCCUAAUAGUUAUGAGCAUUAUAAAACAAGACACGCCCCUAAGAGGUUCAUUGGUCCAUAUCUCCUAAACACAAUGAGAUAUCAGAAAGGUUUUGAUGAGUCUAGGUGAUAUAGCUCCCAUUAUGAUCGACAAAAAGUUUGGUAUGAAUCGGACCAAGCGUGUAGGUCAAGUCCGCAAUUGUGUGUUUUUAACAAAAUUCAAAAUGGCGGAGAAUCUAAGUAGGCCGAGCUUAGGGGUCUGAGAGGCUUUUUUGUAGAGCAGGUGGAGAUUGACGUGUGAAAAAGUGAAUCCGACAUUCUAGGUGAGGGUCGUCGUCGGUCCAACUUCGAGGGUGCGCUAGAGAGCCAUUUUUGCAAACCCAAAUUUGACGUAUAAAUCAGAUCGCUAUUUUCACUAAGCCUGACAAGCUUGCCAAAUUUGGUGAGUUUUGGAGUAUGGCAAGUACCCCACAUAUGCGCCUAAUGUUCCUCUAAGAUAAUAAUAGGGUCCUCUCAGACUGUACGUCAGUCGCUCAGAUCCUCAUAAAAUUAACAAAUGCCACAAUAAAAUAAUAUCACAUUAUUAGAUGUAUUUGUACCUAUAAAUGGUCAACUAGAUCAACAAGGCUAUUAAUUGACCUAAUAAAGGUCCCACACUGACAGUUUCAAAUCCAUUUCUGACUCUUAUUUGUUUAAAUUUGUGUGUUUGCAUUUC